UUGCGCUCGGAGACUGGGCGCUCAAGUCGUGCUGCAGGUGACUGGCACUCUGUCUUGCUGGACUUUUCUGGAUCCCCCAAACUCCGACCCGAAAUGACGGCGGCCAAGCGGACGGCGAAGGAGCUGGAGGACCUUCAGCAGGAGCUUCCCCCGUACCUGCGGGACCUGACCUACAACCCUACCAACGUGCUGGAAUGGCACAUGCUGCUGUUGCCUGAGCGAUCUCCUUACAACCUCAAGGCCUUCAAGCUGUGCAUCACAUUCCCCCGGGCUUACCCACUUAUGCCCCCCAGCGUGGCAUUCACAACCCCGAUCUACCACCCUUCAGUGGACGACAGUGGACAGGUGUGCCUGGCCAUCACCAGCGAUGAAAACUGGAAUCUUCACAAGAAGGCCUACCAAGUCUUGGAUGCUGUCAACACGCUGGUGAAUCACCCGGAGUCAGGGGAGCCCCUGCAGUUGGCCCUGGCCGAAGAGUUGGAGAAGGACCCGGAGCUGUUCAACAGGCAUGCAGAAGAGCACACCCUCGAGAAUGGUGUGGAGCGGCCCAGCUAAAUCGGCCCAGACCCUCUCUGCAUUCAUCCCCCUGGAUCGGCUAGGGGUCUUUGGUCUUGGCCGAGUCCCUGUUUAUUGUCUUUCUUUCUUACCAUG
Sorex fumeus (smoky shrew) is the source of this 651-nucleotide messenger RNA. RefSeq names its product ubiquitin conjugating enzyme E2 L6 (gene UBE2L6). The coding region runs from base 94 to 555 and encodes 153 amino acids. NCBI's taxonomy places the organism in Eukaryota, Metazoa, Chordata, Mammalia, Eulipotyphla, Soricidae. The record is from RefSeq and is a predicted model, not a curated record. The transcript is spliced from 4 exons.